UUGGAGUUGGGGUGGGUUUGCGAGUUAUUUGGGUUUAUCUACGGCUCUAAGUGGGCGCAAGUGUUGCUACAAUUCCUCAACCUUGUAACAAGUCAUUUUCCCAAAUCGAAGUUCCUUCUCUUCCCAUUUACUUCUUCCCGCCGAUUGAAACCCUAAUUAAGCUAUCGAAUCCCUUGUUUGUAACCCUCGUUAAUGGCGUCUUCUUCCUCAGGCGAUGACGAUUCAUCCUCGAAGGAGAUUUCCUCCUCGAGCGGCGUGGAUUCUUCGGAAGAACAACUCCGGAACUGGCUGGAACUGCCGCGGGAGGUAACGGCAUCGAUAUUCUCUCGGCUUGUUGCGACGGAGAUCCUGAACAACACUCAGUUUGUGUGCAAGUCGUGGUUCGACAUCUGCAAGGAUCCGCUGGUGUGGCGCAAAAUCAACAUGUAUAAUAUCGGCGAGGCAGAUCUGAAUAUGGAGUUGGACAGGAUGUGCCGCCACGCCGUCGAUCGUAGUCGUGGAAAUCUGGUUGAUAUCAACAUCGAAUACUUGGGAAAUGAUGGUCUCCUCAAGCAUAUCACCGAUAGCUGUGGUCAAGUCAAACGCCUUCGGCUCGCUUGUUGCUAUAAUGUUUCAAAUGAGGGAUUGAUUGAGGCCAUUGCAAAACUUCCUUUGUUGGAGGAGCUUGAUCUUUCACUUUGCGCUUUUUCAACAGAACCUCUUGAAACUGUUGGGCGCCAUUGUCCUCGUCUAAGAUCACUGAAGUUGCAUUGUCAAGCCUAUAGAUCUUGGUUCGUGGAUCCUGAUAUGGAGUUGGAGAUUAAUGAAGAGGCAAUUGGUAUUGCUAAACACAUUCCUGAAUUACGCCAUCUGCAGCUUCUUGGAAAUCCCAUGACUAACAUGGGAUUGCAAGCUAUUCUUGAUGGAUGCCCUCAUCUUGAGUCACUUGACUUGCGCCGGUGUCUCAGUAUUGAUUUGAAAGGAAAACUGGGGCAAAGGUGUAAGGAACAGAUUAAAUAUUUGCGGCUUCCUCAUGAGUCAACUGAGGACCUUGAAUUUCGCAUUGGUCCUGACGAUGAUGGUCAUAAUGCACCUAAUGAUUUUUCUGACGAUGGAUCAUUUGAUGAAGACUACGGUUCUUGGUAUUCUAGUGUUGCUGAUUUCGUCUUUGAUGAGUAUCUUGAUGGCGAAUUUGAUGACUAUCCUGACUUUGACAGCAGUGAUGGUUCCCUUGACUAUGAUGAUUUUACUGUGCCUGAGAACUUCUGAUGAAUUUGAGACCAAUUUGAGUGCUUAAAUCUAGUGACAAAAUGUGAAGAGUUGAAGAAUCACUGGUUGUAAAGAGAGCAUGUGCAAAUAGUUCGGUAAAACUAUGGGUGUCAAGAAUUCUGAAUAGCUACAUCCAUACAAGUAUUCUGCGUUAUAUGGAUGUCGCUGUAUGUUAUCCUAAUAAAGUAUCCGAAACACCCCUUUACGCAUUUUGUAAAGCUUGCUUUUGACCAUGGAUAAAUAAGAUGGUCUCUGCUUAUUGUUAUAGGCAGCUUGAUUA
Messenger RNA from Morus notabilis, 1528 nucleotides. RefSeq names its product F-box protein SKIP19. The record is from RefSeq and is a predicted model, not a curated record. Gene Ontology annotation, molecular function: protein binding. The transcript has 2 exons. NCBI's taxonomy places the organism in Eukaryota, Viridiplantae, Streptophyta, Magnoliopsida, Rosales, Moraceae. Bases 193 to 1248 code for a protein of 351 amino acids.